GAAGCAAGUGGAAACAAGUCCGCACAAAGGAAGCCCUUAGUUCCUGGUAACACAGAGACCAAACGACGCAUCACGGUUACACGCACAUUAGCUUUUGCACAAGAAUACAUUUUUAUUCUGAUGCAGCGUGAAAUCGGCCGAGGAGGGAGGGACAUCUCAGCUCUUUUUUUUUUUUUUGACCACACCCACAGACACAAUCCUCAAGCUCGUCCGCGUCGCCACUUUUUCAGUUUCACGGCAAAAUAAGGACAUCAAAAUAAGCCACAAAUGUGUUGGCACCGCCUUUGAUGGAUCGUCUUCUUCGCUUUACAAAUGGACUGAGGCAUCGUUUGCCAGGACCUUGUGAAGACUAACCCCUUCCAAAGACAAGAUAUCUGACCAACCGCCAUCGUCAUGGACUGGAAGACGUUCCAAGCCCUCCUGAGCGGGGUGAACAAAUAUUCCACAGCCUUUGGGCGGAUCUGGCUGUCUGUGGUGUUCGUGUUCAGAGUGAUGGUGUACGUGGUGGCGGCCGAGCGGGUUUGGAGCGAUGAGCAGAAGGACUUUGACUGCAACACCAAGCAGCCGGGAUGCUCCAACGUGUGCUACGACCACUACUUCCCCAUCUCCCACAUUCGCCUGUGGGCGCUGCAGCUGAUCUUCAUCACCUGCCCGUCCUUCAUGGUGGUCAUGCACGUGGCCUACCGGGAUGACCGCGAGCGCAAGCACAAAGCCAAGCACGGCGAGAGCACCAAGCUGUACCACAACACGGGCAAAAAGCACGGCGGCCUGUGGUGGACCUACCUGGUCAGCCUCUUUGUCAAGACCGGCAUCGAGGUGGCCUUCCUCUACAUCCUCCACCACGUCUAUGACAGCUUCUACCUCCCCAGGCUGGUCAAGUGCGAGGUGUCGCCUUGUCCCAACGUCGUGGACUGCUACAUCGGCCAUCCCACAGAGAAGAAAGUCUUCACCUACUUCAUGGUGGGCGCUUCUGCGCUCUGCAUCGUCCUCAACGUCUGCGAGAUUAUUUACCUCAUCUCCAAGCGAAUCGUGAGAAUUCUCAACAAGGCGAAGAGACGCAAACUGAACCUCCCCGUGGCCCAGGACGACUACAUGGACGACCUCUUUAACAACUGCGUCGUCCAGCCUCCGACCAAAGUGGACUUGAAGGAUAAGCCUCCGUCCUUCAAUUCUGCAAAUAAACCAGAGUACAAAUUUUCUGCACUGAAGCUUGAAGACAAGAUUCGGGCCUCUGCCCCAAAUCUGUCCACUCCUUGCUGAGAGUCAAAGCAAAGGAAACAGAGGAUCAAAACCAUCAGCUGACCUUGGUCCAUGAUUCAUUUGCAGUCAUUACAAAAGAGCUAAGAGCCAAACCAGCGUGUGUGACAGCUCCUGUAAAUUGAGUCCCUGAGCACUGAGCGAAGCUGUGGGCCCCUACGCCGACACUUUUAGACUCUUUCUGAGCAUCUCAACUUGCUAGAUGUCUCCAUCCACAAUAUGUACAUGUCAGAGCCAGCAUUAUUUUGAAUAUUAUUUUGGAAUACAAUAACGUUUGUAGGCAUUUCCCGUCACCCCGAUAGAGAUGAUUCCCUCUACUUAUUGUGAGCGGGCGGUAGGGAGAGACUUGAGGUUAGGCACGCCUUGCCGUUCGCCCUCUUAGGUUUCAUCCAGCUUUUCAAUAGAAUCGUGACGUAGUGGUGAAGCUUGCAAGUAUGGCCCAAGUCGCUAAAAAGUGGUCAUGAUUCUGGAAUGUGAGCACACGACGAUGGCUGAGAACUGCAUCUAGAACUAUGUUCACUGGCUCAAAACCCGUUUUUUUUCCCAGUUUUUAAUGGGGGCUAGGGGUCUGGAAUUAUGAGGUUGACAAAGUGCAUUGCGUGUACAGCAUUUCCUCAUGCAAACCUUCAGCAGGCACAUUCAUGACUUUGUAAAAAGCAACUUUCAUGGUUUUUUGUUUUGACCUUUUUUUUGUUACACCACCUCGCCUUCUCCGUGACCACUGUUGAUUUAAAUCAGCCGAGAGGAAUGCUGCUGAUAGUUCUGUGCUGGCUAAAGCUACAGUGCUCCUAGAAAUUGUAUUAUAUGUCAUUUUGGCAAUUUAUUUUUAUACAUAUUAAAUUUAUUGAACCUAC
This is a messenger RNA of Syngnathoides biaculeatus (alligator pipefish), 2111 nucleotides long. It is a transcript of the gene gjb3, whose product is annotated as gap junction protein beta 3. The record is from RefSeq and is a predicted model, not a curated record. Lineage: Eukaryota; Metazoa; Chordata; Actinopteri; Syngnathiformes; Syngnathidae. Bases 394 to 1260 code for a protein of 288 amino acids. Gene Ontology annotation, biological process: cell communication. Gene Ontology annotation, cellular component: connexin complex. The transcript is spliced from 2 exons.